Messenger RNA from Erpetoichthys calabaricus (reedfish), 1713 nucleotides. Its product is annotated as ER lumen protein-retaining receptor 3. The record is from RefSeq and is a predicted model, not a curated record. Lineage: Eukaryota; Metazoa; Chordata; Cladistia; Polypteriformes; Polypteridae. Bases 536 to 1180 code for a protein of 214 amino acids. Gene Ontology annotation, biological process: endoplasmic reticulum to Golgi vesicle-mediated transport; protein retention in ER lumen. The transcript has 5 exons. Gene Ontology annotation, cellular component: endoplasmic reticulum; membrane; cis-Golgi network. Gene Ontology annotation, molecular function: ER lumen protein retrieval receptor activity.
CGUACAGCAGGCUCGACGUGAAGAGUUUGCUGAAGUCAUGUCAACUCGGUCAAACACGUCUCUUGAAUGUGCGAAAUGCACGUUUGCCAGUCUGAGUGCUGCUAAAAUUAAGAAGCCGCGCCAACUCCACCCAGUUUGCUACUCUAAAUCCCCCCUUUCUCAACUGAGGAUAAGUAAUUUGAUCUGAAGUGAGGUUGCUGCGCAAGUCCUCAGCUCCGCUCAGCCCUCUGUGUUCCGAGAGUUUAAGCAAACUAGCCACGUCACCGGCCGUGAAAAGGGAAAAAAGAAAAGGGGAGUGGGGGGGCAAGACUCGGAGAGGGACCGAAAGAGACUGGAGACGCGGUGCAGACUGGAGAAUGCCACACGGGAGGACGAUCUAGAAGCGAAGUUGUUAAGUAAAUUAAACAAGUUGCCCACGUCACCCAGCCCUGCCCCUGCUGUCUUUACGGUCCGCUCUCCUUUGCAGGAGUAUCUACUCUUUGGGCAGGCUGAAUAAAAGAAAAGCAUCUUGUUAGAAAUCUGCACAUCUGACAACAUGAACGUCUUCAGAUUGGCGGGCGACAUCUCGCACUUACUGGCGAUCAUCAUUUUGUUUGUCAAGAUAUGGAGAUCAAAAUCGUGUGCGGGGAUCUCUGGGAAGAGUCAGGUGCUUUUUGCUUUCGUCUUCACCACACGUUAUCUGGACCUGUUUACCAGUUUUAUCUCCAUCUACAACUCAGUAAUGAAGGUCGUGUUUUUGGUUUUGGCGUAUGCUACAGUCUACCUCAUCUACAUACGAUUCAGAGGAUCCUACGACAAGGAAAACGAUACUUUCCGUGUGGAGUUUCUUCUGAUACCUGUUGCGGGGUUAUCAUUCUUGGAGAAUUAUGACUUCACUCCUCUCGAGAUUUUGUGGACCUUCUCAAUCUACCUGGAGUCGGUGGCCAUUCUUCCACAGCUCUUCAUGAUCACCAAGACUGGAGAGGCCGAGUCCAUCACUACUCACUACCUCUUUUUCCUGGGUCUCUACCGGGCUCUCUAUCUGGCGAACUGGAUCUGGCGCUACUAUGAGGAAGGCUUCCUGGACCAGAUUGCAGUGGUGUCUGGCGUGGUGCAGACCAUCUUCUACUGCGACUUUUUCUACUUAUACUUCACUAAAGUCCUUAAAGGCAACAAGCUCAGUUUACCAAUGCCAGUGUGAGAGGAAGGCCCAGGCCGACUCUGCCCAGCAAAGGAGCUCCAAGAGGACUUUGACUUUAUUGUGCACAUUUUGUGCAUUUUUCAAGGGAGCAAUGUUCAUUUUUUUUAUCUUAUGUUUUUAAAAUGUUUAACACUUGCACCAAAAAUUAGAAGAUGAAUUCUUGUAUUUCACAGAGAGCAACUGAUGCAGCUGCAUAACAGGCUUCGUUCGGUACAGUGGAAAGUGCGCUUAUCCAUGUAAGCUUCCCACGUGUCAGACAAAUACUGGCAUCACGGUAACAGAAGUGCCUACCAUUCCUAAUCAUGAAUUAUAUGCUAUACCAAAAAAAAAAAGAAUGUCGAGGUAAGCCAGUCCAGGCUGAGAGGAGGCUGGCAGAGCUCACUUCUACACUAGGAAGAUCAAACGAUCUGACGAAAUAAAAUUUCAAGAAGUAUUAGCAUGUGGGAAACACCUAAUUUGUGCCUUUUACUGCUGAAGAGUCCUUUUGAAUUUUUAUGUCUUGUUAUAAAUAUAUAUUGCUUUUCAAAUGUGAA